Messenger RNA from Letharia columbiana, 1710 nucleotides. RefSeq lists its product as uncharacterized. NCBI's taxonomy places the organism in Eukaryota, Fungi, Ascomycota, Lecanoromycetes, Lecanorales, Parmeliaceae. Gene Ontology annotation, biological process: transmembrane transport. Gene Ontology annotation, molecular function: transmembrane transporter activity. Bases 1 to 1710 code for a protein of 569 amino acids. The transcript has 5 exons. The record is from RefSeq and is a predicted model, not a curated record.
AUGGAAAAUGACUCCGCCUUGAGAGCCUACAAAUACCAUCUCCUCACAGGCGCUUACAUCCUUGUCACAGCUGGCGCCUUGUUUCGGGUCUAUAGACAGCCGUACAAUCGAAACAUGAAGAUCGACCAGAUCGAAACCAUCUUCAAGGCAACAACCCUCGGAGCCGUCAUAGCAGGCAUUGGCCUCAGCGGCAAGAUCAACAAAGCUAGGAGUGCCCAAGGUGAUAUCAAGUACAUGCAGAGUGACUCUGCCCGGGGUAGCCAGCAGAUCUUUCAGGGAAGAGGCUCUCAGCUGACCUACAUCACGCCAAGAAUCCUCGAAAAUGUAGAGAUCGAACGCAACAAUCUCGCCACUCAUGGCUUCUCUUCACUUCUGCGCGACUACUCGCCCGAUAUUGCCAUUUCCAACAAUUCCCCAAUCAUCUUCUGGAAAAGCGACAUAGCCAACAUCUGCGACCGGAUGAUCUUCUCACCGUUCCGUAUCCUCCAAUCGAUCUCAAAGAUGCGCCGAGCAAGAUUCAACGCAAAAGCCAGUGUCAGUCUUGCUACAGACUCGUUGUUCAAGCCCGGGGUAUUUGUGCAGACCAGGAUAUAUCAACCUCUGCAGGGCCGCGUUGGACAAUGUAUCAAGAACCUUGACUUCUCAGGCAUCAUCCUCUUCGUGGGCGCCUCCGUCUCGCUCGUCAUGGGUAUUGCAUUCGGUGGUGCAGUCUACACUUGGAAGAAUGGCCAGAUCAUAGGCCAAUUCUUUUGCUCCGGCAUCCUUAAGAUACUGCUCGGCCUCCAGCAGUCUAGGUCUGUCCUGACAACGAAGGAAAACAGCAUAUUGCCUGUGCAAUUCCUCAAAACCUACGAGAUGUGCAUCCUGUUUGCCCAAGUCGCAGUCUGCAUCGCCUCCGGGAUCCGCCUGCUGCCUUUCGUGUUCGGUGCCGUGCUUAGGGCUAUGAUCAAUGGAGUCGUCCUGGAGAGAUACAGUCUGUAUAUGCCAUGGUUUACCGUGGGGGGAGUACUUAUCGCGAGUGUCGGUGGUCUCUUGUACACGAUCAGUCCAGUUUCUAGUGCUGCGAAGGUUUACGGCUAUAGCGUCAUCACAGCGAUUGGUACGGGCUUCUUUGGCAAGGCGCCUUUUUCUGGUAGCCCAGGCAAAAGUCGCUCAGCACCACGUCCCCUCCGCGACAGCGUUCAUCAGUUGUGGCAGGUCACUGGCGUUAGUCUCUCGCUCUCGAUCGCGACCAGCAUAUCCAUCAACCAAUCGACUGAUAAGAUUGCUCUCAUCUCUCCAAAUGCGACUCACUCGGCCCUUCAGGCUCUUAUCGCUUGGCCUAGGACAUCAUUCUUCAGGAGCCAGAAUCGACCCCGUCAGCAACGAGCCAGGAUCAGGCUCACCGACGCCGCUGCACGGCCCAGCUGUCGCAGGAUGGUAAUUCAGACCGCGUUGACGGCUCCGAACCCAAGGUGGUUCGUUUCCGUCCUAGGCGUCAGCUCGAGCCAGGGAGCCGCCGGUCGGAGACCAGACCUGGCGGCCGAAGCUGACGCUCAGGUGCAGUCCGCAAGGGAAAGCGGCACCGGGCUUCGCGGAUGUCGGGCAGCGUUUCCGCCCGAUGUGGACAAGAAGCAGAAGCGGACCGACAAUAAAGUGGGCUGUGCGCAUCUCACUCCACCUCCCACCUCCCGAUCCGCCCCCACCCACGGCGUGUUGGACGUAGACUGA